Molecule: messenger RNA, 1460 nt
Organism: Populus trichocarpa (black cottonwood)
Lineage: Eukaryota; Viridiplantae; Streptophyta; Magnoliopsida; Malpighiales; Salicaceae
Product: cullin-1
Exons: 8
Coding region: 368-1240 (290 amino acids)
Biological process (GO): protein ubiquitination; ubiquitin-dependent protein catabolic process
Cellular component (GO): cullin-RING ubiquitin ligase complex
Molecular function (GO): ubiquitin protein ligase binding
Source: RefSeq, a predicted model, not a curated record
CUUAUUAUUCAUGUCAACUUUAAUAAACAUUUAUUAAAUUCAAUCCAGAGAUAUAAUCAACCUAGCUUGAAUGUAUUAAAAAUAUAUAUAUUAAAACCCCUCGGAGUUGCAAUACUGUAACGAUGCACGAAUCUAUUCCUUGUCAAGAAAAAGAAGCCUUCCUGUUGAGAAAAUUGAACCACCUACCAGGCAAGGGACCAUGAAAGAACCUUCCCUGAAGUUAUGAAAAGUCAAAGUCUUCGCUUUUGAGGAAGAAAACUCAACUCCACAUAGAGAAAGAACACAUGUAAUGUCGAAUUGCUCCGAUACACCGCUUUUUUGCAGUCUUUCAAUCGCAUUUUCAAAGCCAUAGCCGGAAGCUAUAAGCAUGUCCAUGACCACUGCAGAUGUCAAAAGCUCUGAAAGGUUUGAAGAAGGAAUGGUAGUGAUACAGGAGGCGGUUGAUAGAGCCAUUGGGAUUGCAGAAGGGACUGACAAUGUCCAAGGGUUCUCAUCCGAAGACUACAUGCGAUACUACACAACUAUUUAUGAACUCAGUACCCCCAACCCUCUCGGUGAAUAUUCUCGGGAGUUGUAUGACUAUUAUAAGAAGAUAUUUGAAGAGUACAUAACCUCUAAGGUUUUGCCAGCUUUAAAUGGAAAGAGAGACCAAGAUUUGUUGCAAGAAAUAGUGAGGAGAUGGUCUAUUCUCAAAACCAUGACUUUAUGGCUUUUUAGAUUUUUCAACUAUCUUGACAGAUACUUUAUUGCAAGGAGAAAACUUCCUUCACUUCAACAAACUAGCUACAACACUUUUUACAACCUGGUGUAUGCUGAGACAUUUGGCCCGGUAAAAGAUGCUGUGAUAGCCAUGAUCAACCGGGAACGUGAGGGUGAGCAGAUCGAUCAGGCCUUGGUGAAAAGUAUUUUGGCGAUCAAUGCAGAGAAUGGAGUAGGUUCAUUAAAACAGCAUAAGCAAAACCUUGAAGAAGCAAUCCUCAAGGACACUGCUGCAUUUUACUCUCAAAAGGCUUCAUAUUGGAUGCAAAAGAAAUCUUAUAAUGAAUAUAUGCUUGCGGUUAGCCAAUGCUUGACACAUGAGAAGGACACAGUUUCUCCUUACCUGCAGGCCGAAAACCAAAAGAAGUUACUGGAGGUUGUAGAACAAGAAUUGCUCAAUGCACAUGCUAAUGAACUGGAAAGAAAGAAACAAGUUGAUGAAUUUCCCUUGGCAGAUCGUAAGCAAGUCAACUUGCAGUGAAGCUGUUCUGCCAUCUGCCCAGUAGACACAUCUGGGUGAUAAUAGUACAUUGUAUCAUUGUUUUCUUUACAGGAUACAUAUGCUGGACUUUGCUUACUGCUGUUCUGCACUGGUGGCUGAAUUCUAAUUAGUAUCAUGUUUAUCCCUUAGUGUCUUGAUGUUGGAUGCUAACUGAAUUUCUGAUUCAAUCAUUAUUGUUCUUCAUGAGCUUUAUUCCCCA